Molecule: messenger RNA, 522 nt
Organism: Yarrowia lipolytica CLIB122
Lineage: Eukaryota; Fungi; Ascomycota; Dipodascomycetes; Dipodascales
Molecular function (GO): acireductone dioxygenase [iron(II)-requiring] activity
Source: RefSeq, a predicted model, not a curated record
AUGAAGUUCUACUACCACGACAACGACUCCAGCGUCGACCAGUGUGCGCCCCACGACUCGGGCGAGCCCGUGACGGCGGAGCAGCUGGAGAAAAUCGGCGUUCUGGCGUUCCACUACCCCGAUGUUGAGGACGUGAACCGUCUGGCCAAGGAGCGAAAGUACACAAACCGAGACGAGGUGACCAUCACUCCAGAGGCGAUGGGCGGCCAGGAAAACUACGAGAAGAAGCUCAAGGUCUUCUACGAGGAGCAUCUGCACGAGGACGAGGAGAUUCGGUACAUUUUGGACGGCGAGGGAUACUUUGACGUUCGAGACAAGGACGACCGAUGGAUUCGGGCCCAGCUCAAUGCCGGCGACCUGCUGAUUCUGCCCAGCGGCAUCUACCAUCGGUUCACUUUGUCUGAGAAGAACUAUGUCCACACCAUGCGAUUGUUUCAGGCCGAGCCCAAGUGGGUCGCUUUGCCCCGACCUGUGGACAACAAUCCUUAUCGACAGGAGUACGUCAAGGCCAUUUCUGCUUAG